Messenger RNA from Argentina anserina (silverweed cinquefoil), 2122 nucleotides. Its product is annotated as PR5-like receptor kinase. Gene Ontology annotation, biological process: protein phosphorylation. Lineage: Eukaryota; Viridiplantae; Streptophyta; Magnoliopsida; Rosales; Rosaceae. The record is from RefSeq and is a predicted model, not a curated record. Gene Ontology annotation, molecular function: protein kinase activity; ATP binding.
CUCCCUUCUGCCUUUCCUUUGGAUCGUGUUCUCUUUCUCAAUCAACCUUCCAUUCAGUGUAUGUGCCGACACAGUCGAAUAUGGCAACUGCAGCCAACCUAUUACCUGCGGGGGCGUCAAGAGCCACAUCUCUUACCCCUUUUGGGGAGGGACCAGACCCGAAUAUUGUGGCAAAUCCGGGUUUGGGGCUACAUGCACUGAUGACGAUGUCCCGAUGAUCACCAUGAAGAAAAUCGAUUUCAGACUUCUCGACAUGAGCAAUAGAACUACUACAGCAAUUCCGACUGUGACAGUUGCAAGGGAGGAUUAUUGGACGACUCUCUGUCCUUCGAGUUAUAUUACCACAGACCUCAACUACUCUCUGUUUCAUUACGCAUCUGGCCCUCAAAACGUGUCUUUUUACUACGGAUGCAGUUUGUCUGCAACUCUAGUAUCAUCAGGGGUUAAUGUUUCUGCUAUCACGCAUUAUUGCAGCAGUAACGUCACCGUUUCGUUUCUCACAGAGAAGCAAACUGCUAAGAAUCCAGAUACCAUCUGUACAUCUGUGGUUUUGGUUCCAGUGUCUGCGUCGGCUGCUAAUGCGCUCGACAACAAUCAAACAUCAACCAUCCAGGCUUAUGUAAAAGGUGGUUUUGAGUUGAAUGUGCAGAAUAAUGUUAAUGGUCUUUGCAACGACUGUGCGGCCUCUGGAGGAUAUUGUGGGCAGAACACUACUAGUCUUGACUUCAUUUGCUUUUGCCAGAAUGGAACUUCAGCAACAACAUGUGGUUCAGAUUCAGCAACCCCCAAUUCAUCACCAGCUGGUUCAAAUUCAACAUCUCUAUAUAAGAUCAUAGGAGUUUCUGGGGCUUUCCUAAUCGUCAUAUAUAUUAUGUACACAUCAAGGAAGAAAAUGAUCUUCCUCAAAAAAGGACAGAGGAAUGAGUUGGACAUCGAUGCAUUUAUAAGGAAUUACGGAUCGAUUGCCCCCAACCGGUAUAGUUACCCAGAUGUGGUGAAAAUGACCAACUCAUUUGGAGAUCAAAUUGGUAAAGGAGGAUAUGGAACUGUGUACAAAGGAAAGUUGCCGGAUGGCCCUCUUGUGGCAGUCAAAGUCCUAAGUGAAUCAAAGGGUGAUGGAGAAGAAUUUAUUAAUGAAGUUGCUAGCAUUGGUCGAACUUCCCAUGUCAAUGUAGUCACACUUUUGGGAUUCUGUUACCAGAGAAACAAAAGGGCUCUGAUCUAUGAAUACAUGCCUAAUGGAUCCUUGGAUAAGUUUAUAAACAACCAAGGAUCUUUAGAGGCAAGUUGCCACUUAGAAUGGAACACAUUAUCUGAAAUUGCAGUCGGGGUAGCGCGAGGACUGGAGUACUUGCACCGUGGUUGUAACACUAGAAUUUUGCAUUUCGACAUAAAGCCACAAAACAUUCUUUUGGAUAAAGACUUCUGUCCAAAAAUAGCUGAUUUUGGUCUUGCUAAACUGUGCAAGAAGGAAAGUAUCGUGUCAAUGUUGGGAACAAGAGGAACGGCAGGGUACAUUGCACCUGAAGUAUUUAGUCGCAACUUUGGCGGAGUCUCGCAUAAGUCUGAUGUUUACAGCUACGGGAUGAUGGUUCUUGAAAUGGUUGGGGCAAGAAGAAAUUUACAUUCUGAUGUGUCCCAUACAAGUGAAAUGUUUCCAAAUUAUAUCUACAAAGACCUGGAGCUAGGUAAUGACGAAAGCUUUUUCAGCACAAUUCCGGAAGAGGAGAAUGAAACAGUACGGAAGAUGAUACUAAUUAGUCUUGGUUGCAUUCAAACCAUGCCAUCUGAUCGACCAUCAAUGAGCAAAGUUGUAGAGAUGUUGGAAGGACCCCUUCAUUCCUUGACAGUUCCACCGAAACCUUUGUUGUUUACUCCUACAGAACCAGCCAUCAAUGAGCAAACUGUUAGCAGUGAUGCAGAAGAAUCUAUGAUUAAACCCCCAGAAUCUGAAACAUGGUGAGACCCAAUUUUUGAUAUUUUAUAAUUUUAACUUGAAUAAAAAAACAGUUAUAGCUUUCAACUUAUAAAAAUAGCCUAGUCCAAGUUCCAACGUUUUUGCUUUUGUUUUUCUAAUGUAUCUCUUACCAAUUUUUCUGAGGUGUUGUUACAUGCUUCCAUU